Molecule: messenger RNA, 1886 nt
Organism: Leptopilina boulardi
Lineage: Eukaryota; Metazoa; Arthropoda; Insecta; Hymenoptera; Figitidae
Gene: Mettl14
Product: N6-adenosine-methyltransferase non-catalytic subunit
Exons: 5
Coding region: 343-1512 (389 amino acids)
Cellular component (GO): RNA N6-methyladenosine methyltransferase complex; nucleus
Molecular function (GO): mRNA binding
Source: RefSeq, a predicted model, not a curated record
UGUGAAUAUUUUAAAAUUGCCGGCAAUUAUAAAAAUGACAUUUCGAGAGUAUGCGCACAAUGAUUCAUGCGCUAAAAAGAGACGCCAUUUGCCGCUGUCAAAAGUUAAAAUGUUUUUUUGUGUUGACACAGAAUAAUUAAUAAUAUAAUGUAUAAAUUCUUAUAAAAAGCACUAAUUAAAUUUGUCAACUAAGUGAUAGAUAAAUUGCACUUUAAAUGAAUUUUAAUUUUACCAGAAAAAUGUUUUAUUUAACAAGAAUUUAGUUAUUCUAAAUGUAAAAUUUUUUCCGGCAUUAGAAUUUGUUUUGCAAUUUUUUUUUUUUAUAGAAAAAUAUUAUCAAAUAUGUUACAAACACUUCGUGAACGUUCUCAGAAGCGUAAAAAAUUAUUAGCACAAACGUUGGGAGUUGCAAGUCCUGUGGAACUUAGACAAAUUUUAGGAACAGAUAUCGAUGAUAUUAAUAAGAAAAAAAUUAGAUUAUCGACAAAAUCCGAGGAGGAUGUUCAAGGAUCAAAAGACGAUUCCGUUCCUACGGAUGAAAUUGUUUAUAAAGAUUCAUCAACAUUUUUAAAAGGUACACAAUCAUCGAAUCCGCAUAAUGAUUACUGCCAACAUUUUAUUGACACGGGUCAAAGACCUCAGAAUUUUAUUCGUGACGUGGGUUUAGCGGAUAGAUUUGAAGAGUAUCCAAAACUUCGUGAAUUAAUUAAAUUAAAAGAUGAUUUAAUAUCGGAAACUGCAACUCCGCCAAUGUACUUGAAAACCGAUCUCGCUAAUUAUAAUCUUAAGGAUUUAAAUUGUAAAUUUGAUGUUAUUCUCAUUGAACCACCACUUGAGGAAUAUCAAAGGACAUGUGGUGCUACGAAUGUUCAACUAUGGAAUUGGGACCAGAUAAUGGAUUUGGAUAUUGGUGAAGUGGCAGCAAAUCGUAGUUUUGUGUUUCUUUGGUGUGGCAGUAGCGAUGGUUUAGAUAUGGGACGAUAUUGUUUACGUAAAUGGGGUUUUAGACGUUGCGAGGAUAUUUGUUGGAUUCGAACGAAUAUCAAUAAUCCUGGUCAUAGUAAAAAUUUGGAUAGUAAAGCAGCAUUGCAAAGGACUAAGGAACAUUGUUUAAUGGGUAUUAAAGGAACAGUGCGAAGAUCAACGGAUGGUGAUUUUAUUCAUGCGAAUGUUGAUAUUGAUCUUAUUAUAUCUGAGGAACCUGAAUAUGGAUCUAUUGAGAAACCUGUGGAAAUUUUUCAUAUUAUCGAACAUUUUUGCCUUGGCAGAAGAAGACUUCAUCUUUUUGGUCGUGACAGUACAAUAAGACCUGGUUGGUUAACAGUUGGACCAUCAUUGACAAAUACAAAUUUUAAUUCUGACAUUUACACGAGUUAUUUCAAUAAUGGACAAAUAACGACAGGAUGUACCGAAAGAAUAGAAGCAUUGCGACCAAAGUCUCCACCUCCGAAAGGCAAAUCAGUUGGAAGAGGUCGAGGUGGAUUCAAUCGUGGCAGAGGUAGAGGAAGGUAAUUUGAAAAAAAAUCCCCAUUUUAUAUAAAUUCUAUUUUUAAAAUAUAAAGUAUUACUUUUAACGUGAAUGUAUUUCGUUUAAGAGUUAAUAAAAAAAAGAUAGAUUAUUAAAAUUUUCUUUAUAAUAAAAAAUUGCCAAAAGUAGAGUAACUUACCAUUUUUUUUUUUUAAAUAAAUAGUAGUGAAAAAAACUAUUUUCACUUUCCAAAAAAAAGAGCACAAGGAGAAGAAGGGUAACACAUUAAAAAAAAUUACAUUGUGUGAAAAAAAAUCAUAAUUGUUUUAAAUUCAAUUACAUAUUUGAAAAUAUAAUAUAUGUACAACCCACGAGAUACAAAAAAAAAAAAAUAAAAAAAAACACCUUGAAUUUAUAA